Messenger RNA from Camelina sativa (false flax), 1975 nucleotides. The record is from RefSeq and is a predicted model, not a curated record. Lineage: Eukaryota; Viridiplantae; Streptophyta; Magnoliopsida; Brassicales; Brassicaceae.
UUAUAAGAUUUUUCCCUCAUUAAAUCCUUAAAUAUAUGUGUUCAUGGGACCACCACAGCAUGUCUGAUCGUCGAAUCAAAAAUCAUCACAGACAAAUCAACGGCUGUGAUUAAUUCACAGUGUAUACCUAUUCCCCACUUAAUCUUCUUCUUUUAAUAAGUGUGUCAGUGAAGCAGAAAGCUUCUAAAAAAGCUUUAGCCAACAAAAAAAAAAUGGUAGAACUUGUCCCUUACUGUUACACUCCAGGGAUCGUACUUGUACUUCUUCGAACCAUUCUUCUAUUCUCCAUCGCACGUGCCGAUUUACCAGGCACCUGGGAGCUCAUUGUACAAGACGCCGGUAUAGCUUCUAUGCACACGGCGGUGACCCGUUUCAACACCGUCAUCCUUCUUGAUCGAACUAACAUCGGACCGUCUAGGAAAGCUCUUGAUCGUCACCGGUGCCGGAGAGACCCAAACGACGCAGCUCUUAAGCACGACUGCUACGCUCACUCGGUUCUCUUCGACCUCGCUACUAACCAGAUCAGACCGCUGAUGAUACAAACCGAUACGUGGUGCUCGUCGGGUCAGUUUUUAUCCGACGGUUCGUUGCUUCAAACGGGUGGGGAUAAAGACGGGCUUAAAAAGAUUCGUAAAUUCGAACCGUGUGACCCGAACGAAACGUGCGAUUGGGUGGAGCUUCAAGAUACCGAAUUAAUAACCGGACGCUGGUACGCUACUAACCAAAUAUUACCGGAUGGUUCGGUUAUUAUCGUCGGUGGAAGAGGAACCAAUACGGUUGAGUAUUACCCUCCACGCGAGAACGGCGCCGUUCCGUUUCAGUUCCUUGCUGACGUGGAAGACAAACAAAUGGACAACCUCUAUCCGUACGUCCAUCUCCUCCCUGACGACGGCGGUAACCUCUUCGUCUUCGCCAACAGUCGCGCCGUUAAAUACGAUCACCGGAUAAACGCCGUCGUGAAAGAGUAUCCACCGUUAGAUGGCGGUCCGAGAAACUAUCCGUCGGGUGGAUCAUCGGCGAUGCUAGCGAUCCAAGGAGAUUUCGCCACGGCGGAGAUACUAAUCUGCGGCGGAGCUCAAUCCGGGGCCUUCACAGCGCGUGCGACCGACGCUCCGGCGCACGGAACCUGCGGAAGAAUCGUCGCUACAGCAGCGGAUCCGGUUUGGGUGACGGAGGAGAUGCCGUUCGGGAGGAUCAUGGGGGAUAUGGUGAAUCUACCGACGGGAGAGAUUCUGAUCAUAAACGGAGCUCACGCCGGAAGCCAAGGAUUCGAAAUGGGAUCGGAUCCGUGUCUUUACCCGCUUCUAUACCGACCUGAUCAACUGAUUGGUUUACGAUUCAUGACAUUGAACCCAGGAACCGUACCGAGAAUGUACCAUUCGACGGCGAAUCUAUUACCUGACGGUCGAAUCCUUCUCGCCGGAAGUAAUCCUCAUUAUUUCUACAAAUUCAACGCCGAAUUCCCAACGGAGCUACGAAUCGAAGCGUUUUCUCCGGAGUAUCUUUCGCCGGAUCGAGCCAAUCUCCGACCCGAGAUCCGAGAAAUCCCGCAGAUCGUACGUUACGGUGAGGUCUUCGACGUGUUCGUGACGGUGCCGUUGCCGGUGGUGGAGAUAAUUCAGAUCAAUUGGGGAAGCGCGCCUUUUGCGACUCAUUCGUUUUCUCAAGGUCAACGGCUGGUUAAGCUGACCGUUGCUCCGUCUGUACCUGACGGAGUUGGUCGUUAUAUGAUUCAGUGUACGGCUCCACCUAACGGCGCCGUUUCUCCGCCUGGGUAUUAUAUGGCGUUCGCCGUUAACCAGGGUGUUCCUAGCAUUGCUCGCUGGAUUCGUAUAGUUUCUUGAUUGGUUGAACCAGGAGAUAUUUAAAGUUUUAAUCAUGAAUUUUCAUUUCUUAAUUAAGAACUAAUUAAACUACAUCAUGAUGUAUUUAUCAAAGAAAAUAUAUAUAUAUAUAUAUAUACAUAUUAUAAAUA